CAGGAAAACCGUUGAAAUCAUGGUUUAAAAUCAAGAAAUCAUUAUAUAUUUGCCAGUAGUGAUGUUCAAAAAUUGUAUAACAAAAUUUAUCAUAUACAGCCAUUAAUUGCCGACAAAGGUUUGAACGAUUUAUCUGAAAUACAAUACACAACUUAAAUUGAGAGGGAGGAUAUAUAUCAAAGAUGUCAAUUUAUUCAAAAAGCGAAUUGGACGACACUUCAUAUUUGAUUGUUAGUGCCCCUCCCCUUUAUAACAGACGUUUGGAUACCUGUACGAGUAGUUUGAAUAUAUAUAUGAAAAACCAGAUUGGAAACAAGUCAGAGUCAUGAAUAAAAGCUUAUCUAAUCAGAUUCAAGCUUUAAAGAAUGACCUGAAUAAAAAGACAAAAGAACUUGAAGUCUUAAAAACUGAAAGGAAAAAAGAAAAGGAUGAAAAAAAGAAGCUUAAAAGAGAAAUGACACUGAUAAAACAUGAUCUUUCAACAAAAAAUGAGGAAAUGAAAGCAAAAGAAAAAAGCCAUAUGGAAGAAAUACAAGCGUUAAAGUUUGAAAUAGAAUCGCUUGAGACAACUGAAAGAAAAUUGAGAGAAAAAAUCAAAGCUUUAGAGGAAAACAAUGACACAGAGGAGUAUGAGAGGGAGAGACAAACCAUGUUAAAAUCUGAAAUUGAAAUAAAGGAACUUAGAGAGACAAUCGAAGGUCUUGAAAUGGCACUAAAAGAAAAAGAUCAACUCUUAGAGAAUAAGGUAGCAGAAGCUUUCAUCAUGGAAAAGGGCUUUGAGAAAAUGACAGGAGAAAUGGCUAGCUUACAAUUAGGUCAAAAGGAAAUGAGGAAUCAAUUCAUGGAGGAAAUAACGCAGGUAAAGCACAUAAUGCAAGCUGCUUUUUCGGCCAGUCAAAUUUGCCCCGUGAGUCAUUGUCAAGCACAAAUGCAGUACCCAAAGCGAGAAAAAGCUGAUGAAUUCUUACCUCCGAUAAUAAAAAAUAAACAAGACAAACAAGACAAACCAUGGAGACAUUAAUGAAAUGAUUGCUAAUUGAGGUUGUAUAUUAUUUUGAUGUUACUGUAAAUACUAUUUGUUAGGCUCAUUUUUGUAAUGACAAACAACAAGGCUUCUUUAGAAAUUAGCGAAUCUUGAGUCACAAAAGCCCUCAAAAUAAUACACAUCGUGUGUUAACAAAUGAAAGCAGUAAAAUAACAACGUGUAUAAUCAUUCUUGCUUACAUUUAUUUCUCUGUUGUACAAAUUGUUUUUCACAUUGAUUGAGUAACCACUCGAACUUAAAAUUCAUAUAAAGAUUGUAAAUGUGUCAUUAUUAUACAUAUAUACUGUGCUCCUCUUAGUUCACGGUACUUAACACUUUAAAACAGUAAAGAAGACAAAAAAUAAACUUACACUACAAAAACUUUCAUAAACUGUAUCAUUUAGUCAUUUUUCUGCUAUAUGACACAAGGAAACAACAAUAUAUUCAAUCAAAAUAAGUUUUAAUUUGUCAGAUGUAGACCGUGUGUCGGCCAUUUUGAAAACAGUAUGUCAUCAUUUAACUCGCGGUAACGGUGUUUUAUUUCAGUUUUUUUCAUGUUUCAGUUAAAAUUUCUUCAUGUUAUUUUACAUAAUUUUAAAUAUUAAAAGUAUCUUUACAUUGUAACUCAAAAUUUUUCUUUCAACAAACAAGAACAUUGAGAAAAUGAUGAUUGUUUCAAACGUAUGCACAAAUUUAAUGGACUAUUGUUGUUUUUUGCAGAAGUUUGUAAAAUGUUGUUCAGUUUUACGUAAAAAUCUAUAGAUUUAAAUUAUUUUGCACAAAAACUUUGUUGUUAAGGUGUUUGAAUAAAAUAUGUCAGUUCUGACCAAUUUUAACACUUGUCACAUGAAAAUAUGCCAUUACCGUGAGAUAAGUGAUGACGCGGAAUUAGUUAUGUUGAGUAUACAUAUUAAGUUACAUUUCGGAGAUCUGGAGCUGUUUUUUAUUGUUGUUUUUCUUUUGUACCUUUUUGUUUAUUUGUUGUUGUAUUUCUUAUUUACUUAUUUUUCUAGCAUUUAUUUAUUCAUUUAUUAUUAUCAUUUUGUUUUA
Ruditapes philippinarum (Manila clam) is the source of this 2074-nucleotide messenger RNA. RefSeq lists its product as uncharacterized. NCBI's taxonomy places the organism in Eukaryota, Metazoa, Mollusca, Bivalvia, Venerida, Veneridae. The transcript is spliced from 3 exons. The coding region runs from base 326 to 1021 and encodes 231 amino acids. The record is from RefSeq and is a predicted model, not a curated record.